This is a messenger RNA of Penicillium psychrosexuale, 2040 nucleotides long. Its product is annotated as THO complex subunit THO1/HPR1. Gene Ontology annotation, biological process: regulation of DNA-templated transcription elongation; mRNA export from nucleus. The coding region runs from base 1 to 2040 and encodes 679 amino acids. The record is from RefSeq and is a predicted model, not a curated record. The transcript has 5 exons. Lineage: Eukaryota; Fungi; Ascomycota; Eurotiomycetes; Eurotiales; Aspergillaceae. Gene Ontology annotation, cellular component: THO complex part of transcription export complex.
AUGGCGAACGAGGAUAUUGGCGGUGUUCAGGUCUACAAAAGACUAGUGGACAAUCUUCUGGAUCGCGCCGCACAGGUCAAGCCCGACAAGCAGAUCGAACCCCCUUUGACCGAAACAUACCUGGGCGAAUCGAUAUGGCAAGUGCCAUCUGAGGAUGACAAGGUUACAAAGCACUUAAGCCCACAGACUAAGCUUGCGGCCGUGGAAAUCGCGUUUCGCGAGAAGUUCUAUCGCGUUUUGGCCUCGACUUCCAUCGGUGACCCUGCUUUCAUUCAAAUAUGGAAUCUCCUUGACAUCGUCUCGAUAUUUUCUGAUAAUGAACAAUGCGAACCCGGUCUGAUUUUCUGGCUCAUUGAAGAGCUCUUGGAUAGUCAAACUAUUCAUGGUUGCCGUAAGGUGUUUGACUACUUGGAGUCCCGAAGAGAGAGGAACACCAAGAAACAUUUCAAACAGAAAAGCUUAGUUAUUCUACGAUCAUGCAACGAGCUUCUUCGCCGCCUCUCGCGCGCAGAAGAUACAGUGUUUUGCGGCCGGGUGUUUAUCUAUCUCUUCCAGAGUUUCCCACUUGGAGACAAGAGUUCGGUUAACCUUCGCGGCGAGUUCCACUCUGAGAAUGUCACGGCUUUUGACGGAAUUGCAAAUGAGUCUACCGAUAAGCAGGAGCAGGAUACAACAAUGACUGAAGGGGCUGAACCCACGGCACCCGGGCAGGCAGCGGCGGGCCAGGCUGAGGCCUCUUCUCAGCAAACAUCGAAAGUGCCCAAGGUCGUUGUUUCUACUGGGGAUGAGAAGAAAUCAGAUGAAGUUGACUUGAAUGCACUCUACCCGCUCUUCUGGAGCCUUCAGGCCUAUUUCUCCGCACCGAGCAAGACGUUCGACGCUGAACGGUUUACAUCAUUUAAGACUGGAAUGGAGGCUACGCUGGCUGCAUUCAAGAGCAUCAAUACUGAGAUGGAAAACGAGAGCUCUGCCCGAGCAUCAGAAGAUGCCCGCAAGUCGAACAAGCGCAAGCGCAUCGCGGAUGGUACCGAAGUCGCCACCAGUUUUAACCCGAAGUACUUGACCAGCCGGGAUCUAUUUGACCUCGAAAUCAGCGAUACUGCCUUCCGACGACAUGUUCUUGUCCAGGCUCUCAUUCUUCUCGACUUUGUGCUUUCUCUCACAUCAAAUUCCAAAUCGCGCCUGGCUAAUACGACGAACAAGUCCGUUCUUUACGGUUUCACUUUGAACGAGGAGGAUACCAAGGCCCGGGGGAAGUUCUAUUAUCGUAUGGUGGACACAGUCUUGUCUCGAGACAAGAACUGGGUGCGGUGGAAAGCCGAGGGCUGUCCAUUGAUUGAACGAUUGGCCAUCUCGGCUGCGGAGUACAAGGCUUCCCGCGAGCAUGCUACCAAGGCGUAUGCCAACAAACGCCUUCGUCCGUCCCCAAUGGGCUCUCUCGAUUUGAAGUUCCUUGCCGACACCGAGGCGCUGGCCAAUAUUGAACGUCUCAAGGAAUCCGACCGAUACAACGUUCCUUCCGCCGACUCGUUCUUGAAGGGCAUCAUGGAUGAUGAAAUGGACAUCGAUAUGGCGAUGACUGACGAGGACAAGGCGAUUGCCGAGGGUGCUAAAGCCAGCAAGUCCUGGCGAAUCUUGCGUCUUGCUGCGAAAGGAAAGCUUGCUGCAUUCGACAAAAUUGGAGAGGGCAACAACCUACAGGUCUUGUUUGAGAGUGCUACAGCCGCGGAUGAUCACAAUGAGCUCAGUUCCUCUGGUGAUACCAAGGAUAUCUCCCAAUCCCUCGAUGGAGCUCAGGGUCUGCCUGUUGGAACCAAAGGGCUCACUGAAGCGACCGAGACUGCUGGAUCCGAAGAGCCUGUUGAAGGCAAAGUCGAGACAGCUCAAGAUCUUCACGAUCUGCCCCAGGGCACAGAUGAGCGGGAAAUGCAAGUCGAAAACAAAGACGUCAUCAGGGAACAACAAGACCCAAGCACCGAUAACAACAAGGAAGAGGCCCUUGCCGCCGCUAGCGCCUCGAGAGAGGACUCUGCCACGUAA